Messenger RNA from Drosophila teissieri, 348 nucleotides. RefSeq lists its product as uncharacterized. Bases 7 to 348 code for a protein of 113 amino acids. The transcript is spliced from 2 exons. The record is from RefSeq and is a predicted model, not a curated record. Lineage: Eukaryota; Metazoa; Arthropoda; Insecta; Diptera; Drosophilidae.
GCGAAGAUGUUCAAAGUUUUGUUCCUUUUGUGCGGAGUGUUCGCUGUCCUGAUCCAGGCUCGCCCCAGCUACUUGCCCAGCUAUGAGCACGUGGAAUACGCACCCAGUGUGCUGGGAUACGAGAGUUACGCCCUUCCAGCCGCCGUGUCCCACCAGAGUUCCACGGUGGUGCACGAGAAGCGCCCCUACUGGCGCCCCAUUGUGGAUCACACGCCCAUCCUGAAGGCAGCCUAUGCCCCAACUACUUCGAUCUCGUAUGCUCCACUUGGAUACUCCGGCAGCAGUGCGGGAUGGUACGAGCCGGGAAUCUGGGGAGGAGCCAGUUACCCCAGCAUUUACCUGAAGUAG